GCAGGGGGGGCGGGGCGGGCCGAGGCGCCCGGGCGAGCGGUCUGUCCUCCCGGCGUCCCGCCGCCCUCGCCCCCGGCCGGUCCGCCCAGCAUCCCGCCGCCCGCUCCCGCCCGCGGUCUCAUUUGCCGCCGUCCUGCGCGUGACCCGGCGCGGGGUGCGCCGCGCGGCCCCAUGUGCCCCCUCCUGCUCGCAGUCGCCGUGCCCCGAACCCCGCUCCUCUCGCUCCUGCUCCUCCGCAGCGGGCUCGCCGCCAUGUCUACCGCGGGGCCCCUCAAAUCCGUGGACUACGAGGUGUUCGGGAGAGUGCAGGGUGUCUGCUUCAGAAUGUACACAGAAGGUGAGGCUAAGAAAAUAGGAGUGGUUGGCUGGGUGAAGAAUACCAACAAAGGCACUGUUACAGGUCAAGUGCAAGGCCCUGAAGAGAAAGUCAACUCCAUGAAGUCCUGGCUGAGCAAGGUUGGAAGUCCCAGUUCUCGCAUUGACCGCACGGAUUUUUCUAAUGAAAAAACCAUCUCUAAACUUGAAUAUUCUAAUUUUAGUAUUCGAUACUAAUAGAAAUGAUAAUAUAUAGACUGCAUUAUAGACACUACAUAUUCUUAUGUAGUAGGGUAAUAGUAGCAGAGUAGUAAGAAAAGGAACUCUGUUCUGAAAGCUACAUUAUACAGAUUACUAAAAAUGACACUGAAAUAGUUUUACUCAGCUGUUUUUCACUAAUGCAAAAAUUAGUAUCUAAAAUAAAAAUGUCAUUAUAAAAUA
Myotis myotis is the source of this 756-nucleotide messenger RNA. RefSeq names its product acylphosphatase 2 (gene ACYP2). The transcript is spliced from 4 exons. NCBI's taxonomy places the organism in Eukaryota, Metazoa, Chordata, Mammalia, Chiroptera, Vespertilionidae. The record is from RefSeq and is a predicted model, not a curated record. Gene Ontology annotation, molecular function: acylphosphatase activity. The coding region runs from base 172 to 552 and encodes 126 amino acids.